Molecule: messenger RNA, 3523 nt
Organism: Miniopterus natalensis
Lineage: Eukaryota; Metazoa; Chordata; Mammalia; Chiroptera; Miniopteridae
Source: RefSeq, a predicted model, not a curated record
UAAGCAGUGUUUGGCAUGUUGGAGUCAUGGCUUUGCUGGUCUCUCCCCACAGUGUACAACUGGACCGUGGACGAGGUGGUGCAGUGGCUGAUCACAUAUGUGGAGCUGCCUCAGUAUGAAGAGACCUUCCGGAAGCUGCAGCUCAGUGGCCAUGCCAUGCCAAGGCUUGCUGUAACCAACACCACCAUGACAGGGACUGUGCUGAAGAUGACAGACCGGAGCCAUCGGCAGAAGCUGCAGCUGAAGGCCCUGGACACAGUGCUCUUUGGGCCUCCUCUCUUGACCCGCCAUAAUCACCUCAAGGACUUCAUGCUGGUGGUGUCUAUCGUUAUUGGUGUGGGUGGCUGCUGGUUUGCUUAUAUCCAGAACCGUUACUCCAAGGAACACAUGAAGAAGAUGAUGAAGGAUCUGGAGGGAUUACACCGAGCUGAGCAGAGUCUGCAUGACCUUCAGGAAAGGCUGCACAAGGCCCAGGAGGAACACCGCACAGUGGAAGUAGAGAAGGUACAUCUGGAGAAGAAGCUGCGUGAUGAGAUCAACCUUGCCAAGCAGGAAGCCCAGAGACUGAAGGAGCUGCGGGAGGGUACUGAGAAUGAGCGGAGCCGCCAAAAAUAUGCUGAGGAGGAGUUGGAGCAGGUUCGGGAGGCCUUGAGAAAAGCUGAGAAGGAGCUAGAGUCACACAGCUCAUGGUAUGCUCCAGAGGCUCUUCAGAAGUGGCUGCAGUUGACACAUGAGGUGGAGGUGCAGUACUACAACAUCAAGAAGCAAAAUGCCGAGAAGCAACUCCUAGUGGCCAAGGAGGGGGCUGAGAAGAUAAAAAAGAAGAGAAACACACUCUUUGGCACCUUCCAUGUGGCCCACAGCUCUUCCCUGGAUGAUGUGGAUCACAAAAUACUAACAGCUAAGCAAGCUCUGAGUGAAGUGACAGCAGCACUGCGGGAGCGCCUGCAUCGCUGGCAGCAGAUUGAGAUCCUCUGUGGCUUCCAGAUUGUCAAUAACCCUGGCAUCCAUUCACUGGUGGCUGCCCUCAACAUAGACCCCAACUGGAUGGGCAGUACGCGCCCCAACCCUGCCCACUUCAUCAUGACUGACGACGUGGAUGACAUGGAUGAAGAGAUUGUGUCACCCUUGUCCAUGCAGUAUGCUGCCUGGCUGAUGGGGCGUAGGUUCAGUGACCGCUCUCUCUGCUCAACAUCCGCCGGCUCGGAUGAUCAGUCCCUCUGGAAAUACCCGGCCCCAAGCCUGCAAAGCAGUGUCCGGCAGCGCCUGACGGAACCACAGCAUGGCCUGGGAUCUCAGAGGUUGGUAGAGGGUGAGGCUGGCCACUUCUUGACAAGCCGGGUAUCUCUGAGGCGAAUGCGCAGCCUUUCAUCUGGACAGUCUUUCAGUUCUGAAGGCCACGGGACCAGCUCUCCAUCUGCCUCUGCUGCUGCUUCUUCCUGCUCCUCUACCACCACCACCACCACCACCGCCACCACCACCACCAUCCAUGUCCACCCUGUUUAUUACCACCAAAGCACUUCCUAUUUCCUCCAGAUGGAUCCCUCCUCUGACCCACCCACUUCUGACAGCACCACUGUGAUGCCUGGGCAUUCAGAGAGCUUGGGGGAUUUGACCCAUUCAGAUUCGGAGUCCUCCCUCCACAUGAGUGACCGCCAGCGUAUGGCCCCCAAGCCUCCUCAGAUGGUCCGUGCUGCAGAUGAGGCUCUCAAUGCCAUGACUUCCAACGGCAGCCAUCGGAUGAUUGAGGGGUCUGUGGUGGAGAAACUGCCUGACAGCCCUGCCCUGGCCAAGAAGGCACUACUGGCGCUGAACCAUGGGCUGGACAAGGCCCACAGCCUGAUGGAGCUGAACCCCUCAGCCCUACCUGGUGGCUCUCCACCUUUGGAUUCUUCCCAUUCUCACAGCCCCAGUUCCCCAGACCCAGACACGCCAUCUCCAGUUGGGGACAGCCGAGCCUUGCAGGCCAGCCGAAAUACACGCAUUCCCCACCUGGCUGGCAAGAAGGUGGCUGAGGAGGAUAAUGGCUCCAUUGGCGAGGAGGCAGACUCCAGCCCAGGCCGGAAGAAAUUUCCCCUCAAAAUGUUUAAGAAACCUAAGAAGUAGGCAGGAUGAGGGUGGCAGUGGCAGGACAGCUUGUCCUUCCCUGGUCUUCUGCCUCCCCUUCCCUGCCUUCCAAGAUACCUGGCCCCUAAAGUGGGGCAUGGGAGGGGUUGGCCCAGGGGCCUGGGCACUGUGGAAACCUGCCCUCCUCAUCCUUGGGUCCUUCAACAUUAUUUAUUAACUGACCACCAUGGCCUGCCUGUCCUGCCUCCCUCUCAACCAUGGGCUGCUGCUAUCACUCCUUCUCUACUUCAGUGCAUGUCUUAGUCGCUGUCCCCUCAGCUACCAGCUCCACCUCUGAGGUCCAGCUUCUGUCUCUGCUGUCCCAGUUUUGAGGUUUGGUUUCUUGUUGUUUUUUUUUCUGUCUCCUGCUUUCAGGCUCCUCCCUCCCACCACUCCCCAACUUCCCCUAGCAGCUAGGGGGGAAGACAGGAGUAGUAACUUCUGACACCUGUGCCUCAAAUCUAUUCCACCUUACCUACAAUGGUUCUAUGUGCCCCAAAUUGGGUCCUAGAGCCUAAUAUUUGAGGUUUGUUGUUGGGAGUGUGAUGGGCCACAGGAAAUCUUGGCUUGAAGCUCACUCAGGCCUCCAGGAGCCCAUGGGGGAGUGAAACCAAUCCCCAGAGAACAAGCCACUAGAGAGUUUUGAAGAGGGCAAGGCUAAUGGAUAGAUGGGGAGAGACUUCUCUUAGUUGGAGGAUGAGUAGAUGCCAGAGCUAUGGGCUCCAAGGCAGUCACCUUUUCUCUCUUCUCUCACCCACACCUGUCUCUCUCUUAUCCCUGCUCCCUCACAUUGCAGGAUGGUUUGUCUGUAAGAGGUGCUGCCCAAAUGCUCCCCAAGCAUCAGUACUCCUGAUGCCCAGGACAAUUGGCUCCCCUGGCCAUGGGAACCUUAGCCAUGAUACAGGUCUCUAAUGGGGCCCUGGAGCUGAUGGGCAGGAUGUUGUUGUAUUUGAACCAAAAGACAGUUUAAAAUUGAAAAAAAGAAAUCUCCUGAAUUUCCCAAGUGCCUGCACCACACACUCCCUUUGUCAGACCCUGUUUUCAUGUUACUGCAUACCCUGGGCCAGAGGCUCAAAAAGGACACAGCCAAUUUAGGGAAGGGGGUGGCUAAGGAAGAUGGUGUAGGUGAAGGUGGCUAUGUGACCACUUCCCCCCACCCUUCCCACCCUCUAGACAACUCUCUUUCCUACCUGUUUUUGCUAUGGCUGUAAAGGUAUUUUCCCUUUGCCUCACUCCCUGACAUGCCUUUACUCUGGGAUCCUAUUUUGGGCCUGGGGUGGGGGUACCUGUGCUGGUCUUAGGAGGGGGCUAGGCUGCAGACUGCCUUGUACCCCCUGGACACCCUCACAUGGGUUUUUCUGUGUUAUUUCAUAAGACUCUUUGAAGUCCAAUAAAGCAUGUAGGAGAUUUUAACCUC